Molecule: messenger RNA, 5838 nt
Organism: Ylistrum balloti
Lineage: Eukaryota; Metazoa; Mollusca; Bivalvia; Pectinida; Pectinidae
Product: mucin-2-like
Exons: 6
Coding region: 1-5838 (1945 amino acids)
Source: RefSeq, a predicted model, not a curated record
AUGGCUAUUUCAGCGCUACCAUUAAUAAUAGUAAUUCUGACGUCCGUGUGGUCAGUAGAAGGUCGAGGCAAGAUGAUGGAACCUGUUCAGAGAUCAAGUUUGUGGCGGAAAGGAUACGAUACACCACAAAAUAUGGAGGACAGUGGCCUGAACUGCGGAGGGUACUGGUACCAAUGGCAGAUCAACAGAGGGCGCUGUGGUGUUUGUGGAGAUCCUGCAGACAUCAAUCCGAAACCAAAUGAAGACAAAAAUCAUUUCGCUAGAGGAAUUAAAGUACAGAGAUAUUCAACUAGUGAUGAAUUUAUUGACGUCACUAUCGAAAUUAAGAAAAACAUGUUGGGAUAUUUUGAAUUUCGACUUUGCCCGGAUGUAAGUGAAACAAGGCCAGUAACUCAGAAAUGUCUUGAUCAACAUGUGCUAGACAUCAACGGUCACGGGAAACGAUACCAUCCGGACAAGGAAGGCAAUAUAUAUCUGAAACUGAAUAUGCCCAAAGACGUCACGUGUGAACACUGUGUUCUGCAGUGGAAAUGGCAUACUGCCAUGAACUGGGGGAUCUGUCCAGACCAGAGCAGCGGACUCGGAUGUGGGGAUCAAGAGGAAUUUUAUAACUGUGCAGACAUCAGUAUCACUUCCGGUUCACCGAGUGUUGGGACAAAUAUGGAGCCUGAUCCUUCGCAGUAUGUACUUCCGAGUCAGCAUACUGACGUAAAUGCUGAGAAAAGUGUAGACAAGCAAUUUGAUGUUAAUGUUAAUACCGGCGUCAACACAGAAGUUAACAAUAUCAAAACCCAAUCUGAUAUUAUCUCAAAUUUGGAAACUAAAGCAAGUAUUGCUGACCAACUGCCAGUUACAACAAUUAAACCCCAAACUAUAGCUACAGAAAUACAAAAACAGGUGGAAUUUGAAAGCAAUCCCACUGUAAAGGUGUCUGGAGCUCCGAAACCAACUGUUUUUACAGGAACCUACUCGACUGUUGGGAACAUGGAAAGUCAGUCUAUAGAAGGAAAACUUGUGAAUCUGCCAGUGAAUACCGAGGGAGGAACUACAAAAUCUGUCACAAAGUCAGAGCCCGCUAAAAAGACAACAUCUACAGACUAUAUUACAGUGACUGGGCCUACAUCGACAGAAUCGACUUCUACCGGGAGUGUCAUUCCAAUUUUCGAAUUCAAUGACAAGAUAUCUACAGAUCAGAUGGCGAAUAGGAUGGCAAACUCCCAGAUACAAAUACAGCAUGACCCCUCUUUUAAUAUAGAUACCGCUGCUCCUGUAAAUAUAAAAGUAGAUCCGGAUAUGAAGGCCAAGGCGUCCGCUAACAUUAUCCAACUACCAUUUGUUGGCGAUACAUCUCGAACUGCUGAACAGAACAGCCAAACAGAAAGCGGCGCGGAUACCGCGACUGCACUAGGACGCACAGUAAGAAGUGUUAUACAAGGAACAACUGCCAGCAGUCGAUCACCUUCAGGAGGGAGCUGGACAACGCUUAUAGACACUGAUAUGUUAAACCAGGGUAGAUCAUCUGGACUGAACAGCAAGACGCAGCUUCCUGGUGGUACUAUGAUGCCUGGUGAGCAGGCUUUCAGUGUAGGAAUGCCAUCUAGUUACAAUAAAGAAUCGGGACGAGUGGGGAGUACAUCACUUUGGCAAGGAGCCAUGUCUACAAAUGAAGGAGAAGUCGGAGGUGUAUCGCUCUCGUCAACGUCGCGUCUUGCUAUGGUUAAAAACUCCAGAGUUAACCCAUUAGCCAAGCAAGUAGUAGACACAAAUUUAAACAACCAAUAUAACCCUAACUUGUCAGCCGGAUUCACGGUAAACUCUCCUGCUAUCAAACGGACAACAUCUUCACAAAAACUCAGAGAAGCUUUCGGCGACUUAGGGAAACCAAGAGGUUCAAAUGUUGGGAGCCAGGCAGGCAGACAUAACAUGGGAAGAAAUGCAUUCCUUACACCAACAAAAAAUGAAAACACAGCUAAUAGAAUGACUGGACAAGCUAAUUAUAAUGCUGGUUCUAACGUGGGAUCGCAACGACAAGGACGUAUGGGUAUGCAAAAUAAUCGAGGCCGUACUUUGUCAGGUUUUUCGACCCCUAAAAUGAGAGCUGACGGAUCCUUCAUGCUGGAAACUAUCCCGUCCAACACCGUCAUUGACGCCGUCGCUGGAAACACACUAUCUGCUCAGGGAACCUUAGCAUCUGCUCGUUACCUUGAACGGGCCCGUCAAGCCGAGCAGUACACCCCUCCUCCACCGACUACUCCUCGACCAGGCGUACUUGCGACCAAGCUUCUGACACGCCACCCUGGUCUUAAUAGAAAUAAUCAGUUCGGUACGUUAUUGGCGUCUGCUGUCAUUGUUGAUCCAGAACCAGAAACAACUAUUCCCCCGCCAACGACUACAACCACUGAAGCGACAACCACAACUACGCCUACAACCACUACUACGACUCCGCCUCCUACAACUACCACCACCGAACCUACCACAACUACAACAGAACCCACCACUACAACUACUACUAUACCCACCACCACCCAGCCAACCACGACGGUCGAACCAAACCUUAGUUUACGUGAAGGAAUGGGACUUCCAGAUGGUUUUGUAGUCUUUAGCCCUACUGAUGCAUCAACUGCUAAGAUAGAGACAACGACAACCCAAGCUACACCUACUUCCACGGAAUCAUCAGACGUAGUAGCUGCAGAUAAUGCAGAGGUCGAUCUCGGGGGAAUACUGAAAGAAAUAAUGGCUAUGGCAAACCGUGUAUCUGCCUUGGCAAAGAGCACACAGCAAUCUGGAGCUGAUGCUCUUGCACAAAACAUCAAAUCGAUGGCGGAAACAGCAGUUCAGACCAAUAUUAAAAUGAACCAAGAUAACGUUAAUGUAAUGGAAACUACAACACAGGGCUUUGUUAAUAACGUUGAUGUCGUUACAGCAGAAUCUUCGGUAGCAACACAGACGAAGACUAAUGGUCUAAUCACAAACAAAUCGAGUGUACUAAGUAAUAACUCUCCAACAGUACAAAAAUCUACCGAGGCUGCAUCAGUUGUUACGGAACCCACAGUUACAGAACCUAGAGUCAUAGCAACGGAACCGACAACUGUUGUCACGGAACCUCCAGUUACAGUAACUGAACCCGCAGUCAUAGUAACAGAACCCAAAGUUCUCUCAACAACAACAACUACAACAACGACUUCUAGACCCCCUCUCCAUAUAACAACACCAUACAUGCCAUUCACAACUGGAGUAGACACGUUUUUCAACCAGCAAACAACUGUAAACCCGUGGAACACGUUCGACCAGGGCGCGCAGAAUCAAUAUGCAGUGGAUGGUCUUAACACUGGCACCGACGCUUCCGGUACGAAUCCACAGGUCGUGCAAAUGAAUGCCCAAGCAGGAGUUCCCUCUGGAUUUGAUGCUGGAUACAACAACCCUGACUCCAAUUCUGUCUCUGGGCAGUCAGCGGGAUUGACUGGAAUGACCAAUCCCGCUUCCAUGAUGAAUGCACUGACAUCUAUGCAGAGUGGGGGAGCUGGGAAUACCAACGUCCUUCUCGCAAAUAUGUUCAGGAUUCUGUCUGAUCUCAUGACUCAAACAAAUGCGCAAGCAGUAAACAUGGACAAUUCCGUUCAAGCUGCAGUCCCGUCGGACGCACAAUCCCAGUUUGCUAAACCCUCACAGCCGGGCUUGAUAAACGUUGCAGACAAUCAGACACCAACAGAAUCACAACCGAUCGUUGUAGUUCCUAGCACUGUGAGUGUAGAUAUGUCGCAAUAUGCUACAGGUCAGAGCGAUCAAGGUGUCAGAACUGUUAGUGAUGCCACAGGCGGUUUUAAACAAACCUCACCAUCGACAACUGUACCAGUAACAACUACAACUAAAAAGGCUACAACAACGUCCACAACAACCACUCCGUCUACAACUACAACUACAACUCCAACCACCACUACAACAACUCCAACUACCACUACAACUCCAACCACCACUACAACUACAGCUCCAACUACCACUACUACAACUUCAACUACCACUACAACAACCCCAACUACCACUACUACAACUCCAACUACCACUACUACAACUCCAACUACCACUACAACAACUCCAACUACCACUACAACACCGACCACUACUACAACAACUCCAACAACAACUACUACCACACCAACAACAACAACACUUCCUACUACCAUAACAACAACUCCUGAACCAACGACGCCAACCACUACUCCCACACCCGUUACCGAUGCUUAUUUUAUCGGAUUGAGCGCGGGAAGUCUAUCAAAUGCUGCUAUUAUGAAUAGAGUGCCGGCUAACAGACCUACAAAUGUUGUCUGGAAUCCAACGACACCAGCAGGAAACCAGUGGGGUAACACAGGUAUGACACAAAUGACCAGAAACCAAUGGGGGAACUCGGUAACAGGAACAACCCCGGGAACAACCCCGGGUACUAACAAAAUGAACCAGUGGGGAAAUGCAGGUACAACAGUUAAAGAAAGAACUACUUGGGUAGACACAACAACAUCUGCACCAACACAAACACCAACGAUGCAGACCACAUGGUUUAAUGAGCCGACCACCCCUGUCACUGCCACACCUCCGACGACUGUUCCUCCAGCCACAUCCAUCAAUACAACACCUGUUGAUACAUGGAAUCCACAAACCAAUCCUGCCACCACGCCUUCCAUUCCUGUUGACAGAUCGGUUCCAUCACAUGCCACCACUAUUGCCACAACUUGGGACGCUGUUCUUCCAACUGGAAAUCCUACCGAUACCACAAAUGCUGCUUCACAAACACCGUCAUCCACAUGGAAUUCUGGUGGACUAAUUAAUGGACUUGCAGCCGGUAACACCGAAUUGACAUCUGGACCUUUUGGAAACUUGUUUGGCACCACACAAGCACCAACUCCUCCACCAACUACACUUGCACCGGUAUCGACCACGCCUCUUGUUCUGAUUGAUGUUAAUGACCUCAGUCCACGCUCAGUCGACCCAGUAACACGAAAUGUGAUGCUAAGGUUAAUCCGGUCAAUGGCGACAACUAGUCAGGAACUGUAUACUAUUCUGUACGCAACUGGCCCUGACUUCCUUAGUUCACUUGGCAUCAACCCUCAACAGCUCAAAGGCUCAGUUAAUGUGGCUUUAUUAAAUAUUUUACCUGAACUACGCGUUGUCCUUGGACUCCCUCCACCGCCACCAAGACGAGCAAGACCACCAUCAUCUACUGGCACAGGAUCAAGGUUAUCCAAUGCACCCGGUGCUACAUCGACAGGUAUAGGCAAACCGACAAGUCUGCCAGGAACGGCUGCCCGUCCUAGAGCACCACCAGCCGAUCCUAUCGCUAUGGCAGUACAGAGUGCAAUGACCAAUCAAAUCCUUCAGAUGUUAGGGUUAGUGCCCGAGCCCCCAGAUGUUCCAGCGGGAGGUAGAAGGCGUGGAAGACGCCCGGGUAUGUAUAACAGGCGAUUUGGUCCCUCUGGCAUGCCCGUGCCAACGGUCGAACCAGCCGAUGUACCGCCGAGUGGGGCUGGUUUUGGUGCAAGUCCUACAUACCCAGGACAGUAUCCUUAUGGCCAGCGUGGAAUGGGCCCACAAUCACCGGCAAACAUGGACCAAAUGUGGAAUAUGGCGAUGUCUGGAGGUUCUCCGGGAGCAAUGGGUGGAGGAAUGGGCGGGCACAGACCCGUUUAUGAUCCUUUAGAUCCUCCAGAUAUCAUUCCACCAGGCGCCGUUCCUAUUGGUUCUCCAAUGGCACGUGGUAUGGGUGGACGGCGAGGACCUCCACCGGGAGGUAUAGGUCAGAUGAAUGCUCAACAGACCCAACAGGUUAUGGAAAUGUUAGGACUCUAA